This is a messenger RNA of Rhopilema esculentum, 1284 nucleotides long. RefSeq lists its product as uncharacterized. The record is from RefSeq and is a predicted model, not a curated record. Gene Ontology annotation, molecular function: catalytic activity. Lineage: Eukaryota; Metazoa; Cnidaria; Scyphozoa; Rhizostomeae; Rhizostomatidae. Gene Ontology annotation, biological process: DNA repair.
UCUUUUCUAUGUUGAAUUUUCCCGCGAAAACAGUCAACACGUUUUACGUCAGCUGAUAGGGAAAACAGUGAAAAUUGUACCACAAUGUCGUUGUUUUCUUGCAACGACUGUGACAUAUGGAGGAGCAGACUAAAUCAAUAUGCUCCAGUUAUGAAAAAGAAGGCUGAGGACAAAAAGAAAAAGGAACUUUCAGAUCUUGAUUCAUGGUUUCAAACAGAUUUACCUGAUGCAAUAGCAGCCAGAUGUCCAAGACACAUAACUAAAGAUGAAAUAACAAAGUUGAUGAAAUGGAAGCUAAUGAGGGGGAAAUUCAGACCAAGAUUGACAGAACUUAUACAACAGAACACAGAAAAAGAUGUUAAAUUGGUUUCUGAGAAGGCAUUUUCAAAUGCUGGAAAUGUAUCUGUUGCAAUCAAAGAGCUGAGCAAGCUGAAAGGUGUGGGUCCUGCAACAGCAUCAGCCAUAAUGUGUGCAGCAAACCCAGAGCAGUUUGCUUUCAUGGCAGACGAGGCCAUGUCAUCCAUUCCAUCAUUUAAGGUUGACUACACCCUUCCUCAUUAUCAAAAAUUUAUGAAAAUCCUGACGGACAAGGCAAUGCUUCUCAACAAAAAAGAGAAUCAGUUUGAAUGGACACCGCAUAAGGUCGAACUAGCACUGUGGGUUGACUUAACAGCAAAGAAAGUAGGAUUAGAUCUUGAACCGAUCGCAGUCAAGGAGACAGUCAAUGGGAGUGGCAGAAGAGGAAAAAAGAGAGCCUCAAAUGACAGUACAGAACACACGGGUGAAGUACAGGAGCAAGAAGCAGGAACGAAAAAAUCGAGGAAGUAGACUGGCUGUUUCUAUUCCAUAAAAUGUUAACACUUUCAAAAUAACAUACAUUUGUGCAAACUGGGAUGUUUAGUGACAUUGUUUGCGUUGGGAAUGGAAACAGGCUGCCAGAGAGUUGAUGAUAAAUCUUUUUUACUUUUCUUUUGAUCAAUAAUGCCCGGUUAACCAAGCUAAAAACUUAACUCGUUUUCUUUUGCUAAGGUUCUCACUUAACUACAAGUACAUGAUUGAGAGCCAAAAGGGACAUAUUUUGUGUGUUUUGCUUGGUAAGAAUCGUCCAGUUGGUAAGUUCAUCCAAGACCUUUUCACUUCUUUCAAGAAUAUUUUCCGUAACUGUUGGAUGAAGCCUCACCUUCCACAGAGUUGAAUAUAUCGUCAAAAUUUGUCAAAAGAUUCCAUACUAGCAACAGUUUUGAAAUACAAAAUGCCAGCUCCUCUGAUUCUUCAUCGUUCAUA